AUGACUGAUUCUUCAUCUGACAUUCCUUUUCCACCCAAGCGAACUGAAAAUUCAGAAGGAAGCCGAAAUUCUGAUACAGUCCACAGAGUGGUUACAGGAAGCCUUUCACCCACACUCGAGGCAAAGGAUGUGAACCCACCUGAAGUCCAAAGAAUGGUCGUUGAGCACAUUGUGAAAAGUGAGGGAGGUUCAUCCUCUAGUGUAUCGUUCAGGCUACGAGUGUUCUCAGGCAAAGUUCCUCGUCCUACUGGCGAAGUUGAUUAUGACACCUGGCGGAACAGUGUAGAGUUAAUUCUUCAAGACCCUUCUUUGUCUGACAUACAUCGAUCUAGGAGGAUCUUAGACAGCCUACUGCCGCCAGCAUCUGAAAUUGUCAAGCAGUUAGGUCCAAAAGCCUUGCCUGUUGCUUACCUCGAUAUCUUGGACUCCGCUUUCGAUACCGUAGAGGAUGGUGAUGACCUUUUCGCAAAGUCUCUGAAUACGCUGCAAAAUGCAGGUGAAAAGCCUUCCUUGUACUUGCAACGGUUGCACACUAACCUUCUCAAAGUGAUGAAAAGAGGCGGUAUUCCUGCUGAUGAAGCUGACCGACAACUUCUGAAACAAUUCUGUCGGGGUUGUUGGGACGACACACUAAUAGCAAACCUUCAGCUUGAGCAUAAAAGGAACAGACCACCCCCAUUCCCUGAGCUACUCUUACAGUUGCGCAGUGAGGAGAACAAACACUUUUCCAAAGAAAGCCGCAUGAGACAGCACCUAGGCGCACAGAGACAAAGAGCCAGUUCCCAUAUUGUCACUGCUAAUCCUCUUGAUCUAGGUCAAAACGAAAUGUCAGAAGGAUCUCAGGUUGAUGAAUUAAAAAGACAAGUCGCUAAGCUCCAGAGUCAGCUUGUCAAGCAAAAGAAUAAACAGACUGGAAGAAGUGUGUUGCCUUCGACUGACGCUGUUCUUGAGCUAAAGCAACAAGUCACAGAGCUCCAGAGUCAGAUGACAAAGCUCAGAGUCCAAAAGAACCCAGAGCCAAAGAACAAUCAAGGCAAAAUGAAGCAGACAAGCAUACAAUUUCCCAGAGAGAACCCUCCUACAGCUGACCACAAGCCACCUCACCGGCCCAGGCCAGGCUAUUGUUUUCAAUGUGGUGAGGAUGGGCAUGUUGCUUCAAUCUGUGAAAAUGAUCCAAACCCGUCCCUAGUGACCGAUAAGAGGAAGAUAUUGAAAGAGCGCCAAGCCCUAUGGGAUAGUCAAUAUUGUUCAAGAGCCUCAGGAGCUUUAAACACCGCCCAGUCCUUGUAG
Messenger RNA from Rhinichthys klamathensis goyatoka, 1290 nucleotides. Its product is annotated as zinc finger CCHC domain-containing protein 18-like. Gene Ontology annotation, molecular function: nucleic acid binding; zinc ion binding. The coding region runs from base 1 to 1290 and encodes 429 amino acids. The transcript has a single exon. The record is from RefSeq and is a predicted model, not a curated record. Lineage: Eukaryota; Metazoa; Chordata; Actinopteri; Cypriniformes; Leuciscidae.